Rotaria sp. Silwood2 is the source of this 675-nucleotide messenger RNA. NCBI's taxonomy places the organism in Eukaryota, Metazoa, Rotifera, Eurotatoria, Philodinida, Philodinidae. The record is from the annotation of a GenBank genome assembly.
AUGAAUAUAUCAAAAUCCGAUGCAGAUUUUUUACUGGAUCUUUUUCAACAUGUUCCACCUUCACAUGUUGCUUUAUUCUUACGUCUUAUUCGGCUCUAUCCAAUGAAUGUUGUCGAUGAUUCUAUGAAACGAGAACAAACCAUUCUGGCUAUUAUCAAUGAGACCAUUAGUACUGAUUAUAAGCCCGAUAUUUGGCCAAAAAUUAUGUCUAUUAAUCGGAUACCAGAAUUAGUUGAACAAAUAUUACUUAGUAAUGAGCAUGAACGUUUAGUAUCAACAAUUGCAAAGUUACAACUUAGGUUCAAACUUCAGCCUCAUCGUUUACUGAUUCAUCAGUUGGUUCCAACUUGGACGACAUGCUUUGUAUGUCACAAUCGAUUAGAUGAACCAAAAUUUGAUGAAAUUAGUAGUAUUCUUAUACGUGAGAAUGUUUAUUCAUGUGUCAUAUAUAAAAAUGAAUGUUGUGAUCUUAUUUACAAGUACGGUCAUGUACGUAAUCGUCGGACGCGAGAACGAUUUGUAACACCUGAUGCGAUUUUCAACCAAAAGUUUUUACAUUUAUUUGAUGAUGUGAUGUAUGAAUGUCAAUUAUUAGUUGCAUUCACAAAUCUAUUUUACGAAGCUGCGACAAGUUUCCAGUCUUAUUCAAAUGCAACGAAUUCGAAUAUUGAUUAA